AUGGCUGCAGUGAGCGGCAAGGAGGCCAUACCGGACGGCACAGGCUCUCGGGAAGGAAUGUUUUCUGCCAGAUUUGAUGGCAAGGAGACGGAGAGGCUGUUCCGACAAGUUUACAAGAUCCUAAAGGAUCUGAAUUAUUCGGUUCUGAUGGUGGAAGAAGGAGCAGGAGGCGACUUCGGAGACUCUACUGCGAUUUUUCUGGGGCGCCUCCGGAAGCGCAAGGGUGUGAUGCUCUCCGUAUGCUCCUGGCACUACGGCGAGAUCACCAACUCGAAGUACUCCUCCUAUGAAGAAGUCAAGUUUGCCCAUGGCCACGACAUCGAUAUCCUCCCUCUCAGAGUGUGCGACGAUCCCUGGCCACCGGAGCCCCCCUCGGGUCCAGAGCAUCCCUACGACAAGGAGGGGAAGGCCGAAGGCUUGCUGGCUCUGGCGAUCCCCCCAAGCCAAAUCUACGUGGAUUGCAGGGGGAAGGAUGCGCACUGGAUCGCUGCCAGAAUCGCGGAGAAGCUGUACCAGAAGCCGACAGAGGCUGCGCACUCUGGCCCUUCAUCGAGCGCCGCCGCAGCGACUGGGCCGGAAGUCAAGGCAAGUGCUGGUGCCUCGUCACCGAUUCUCGCGGGGCCGAUCGCCCCAGCCUUGCGGAAAGCCAAGGAAUCGGAGGCCGUUGCGGAUACUGCCGCAGGCGAGCCCAAGGUUGCAGCCCCUAGCUGCCCUAGCUCUUCAUCAAGCCCUGCGGAUGUCGCAGAAGCAAAGGCCUGGUACGAUUUGGGCCUGCAAGGUGGGGGAGAGCGCAACGGCAAGUCCCACACGAAGAAGGAGAGCUAUGUGAAGGCGCUUGAGAUCGAUGAGAACCAUGCCUGUGCCUGGAACAACCUCGGAGUUCUUGGUGGCGGCACCGUGAAGGGAAAGAGAUACAUCUCGAAGGCAUGUUACAUGAAGGCAGUCGAGCUGGAUGUGAACUAUGUGAGUGCUUGGUACAACUUGGGAGAAGCGGGCGGCGGCACCGUGAACAGAAAGAAGCACAGCUCGCAGGACUGUUACGUGAAAGUGCUCGAGCUGGAUGAGAACUAUGCGGAUGCUUGGUACAACCUGGGCGGCGGCACUGUGAAGGGGAAGAAGCACAGUUUCAAGGAGUGCUACCUGAAGGCUAUCGAGCUCGAUGACAAACAUGCCAAGGCAUGGUGCGGCCUUGGGACUGUAGGCGGUGGCACCGUGAAGGGCAAAGGGUACAGCGAGAAGGACUGUUAUCUGCAAUCAGCUGAGCUUGACGAGAAGUGGCACUAUGCCUGGAACGGGCUUGGACUUGUCGGCGGUGGCACCGUGCAGGGGAAGGACUACAGCCCAAAGGAGUGCUACGCCAAGGCUAUUGAGCUCAGCGAGAACUUUCGGCUUGCCUGGAAAAAUCUCGGUGACUGUGGCGGUGGGACGGUGCGUGGCACCCACUACAGCCCCGACGAGUGCAAAGCCAAAGCUGAAGGAAGGUGA
This is a messenger RNA of Symbiodinium sp. CCMP2592, 1485 nucleotides long. The record is from the annotation of a GenBank genome assembly. Lineage: Eukaryota; Dinophyceae; Suessiales; Symbiodiniaceae.